CCCUCGAGGCGAGCACCGCUUUGUGGCGCGCGGCGCCUUGGAAGCUUUCGGUUAAAUGGCACUGCAUCUAGCAGGUGUAUUUUGUGACCAAAGGUCCAGGCCGCUGUAAGGAAAGUCUCAACUCAUCUCCUUGGCAAUUUCCGAUUUGCAUCUGUACGCCGAGGCGAGUGACCUUGAAACCAUGGACCCGCGUGAAGCCGGUGGAGGUUCCGCUCGGCCACACGUGGAUGUAGUCGUUGAUAAACAAGUCUUCCGGAUAGAGCGAGAGAUGCUCACCAAGUACAGUCCUUUCUUCAAGCGCACAUUCGAGAAGGAUGAAAACAGGAAAAAGAACAAGCUGAAGCUCUCUGGCAUUUCUGCUGCCACGUUCAAAAUUCUUCUCCAAUACAUGAGAACGGGACAACUGAUCGUAGCACCAGAAAACGUGGCAGACGUUUUCAGUGCAGCUUUCCGCUUGCACAUGUCAGACGUCGUCAAGAAGUGUAUUCAGUUGGAAACCGAAACAACGCCAAUGGGACAACAAAUGUUGAUGUACUCUGCUGCACGGAGGCUGAACCUAGAGGACGAAGAGAGGCGGUCCUUCGACUUCUUGACCUCCCACUUCAUGUCAGUUGUUACGACCAAGGAAUUCCUCGAGAUGGAAAUGGAGGACGUUAUGCAACUUAUGUCAGCGGAAUCCAUAGGGUGUCGACGUGAAAUGGAAAUAUUUGAAGCUGGCAUGCGAUGGCUGAAUUACGCUCCCGAGCAACGUUAUAAGCAAGGGGAGGCGCUGAUGAGCGUGGUGCACUUCGACAACAUGAACGUUCAGGAGCUACACCAAUGUCUGGAAUAUCCAGGCAUCUCAGACAUGCUCAGCGUCCGCAAAAAAGUUAUCGCCGCUAUCUGCAAUCGUUCUACCAACAAUGACAAAGAAAUCUCACUGCGUCCUCCGAGGACGUACAAGCUACUAGAGGAGCAGCUCGUCAGUAAGCAGCCGAACAGCCCAAUCGAUGUCUCUGUUGCCAAGAUCGAAAAGAAAGAAGAGCAGUCGACAUCCACUACCGCUGUACAGGAGUCCCUCGAUCCCACGAGCACUACAUGUACUUCAGAUCGCCCAUUACUGGGCAGAGCGCAUCGGAAAGGAGGAGCAUGUCUGGUGGUCAAAGACCCUCCAGAGGAAGUCCAUGCAACCGGGAAACAAUUUCGCGACAACAAAAAUGACGCCUAUAGAGACCAGUCGUUCAUAGCUGGAAGUCAUUCAAGAUUCUACUACGACGACUUCCAGUUCGCGCGUCCGCGACAAACAACCUACACUAAGGUCCAAGGCAUGCCAGGGUCAUUUAUUGAAGAGGAAACUCAGGGGGUGCGCCGCAUGCAAGCUUUGUUAGAGGAAGUCCGUGUGGUCCGCAGAGUGAAGAAGGCGAAGUCGAAGCACGGACCUGAAGGGCAGACCUUGGAAGUGGAAAUAUCCCAUAACACGCAAGAGAAGAAACCCAUCCCGUUACCAGCUCCUGUUCUGGAUGCACCGGUCCCAGCGAAGAGGUUGUCUGUCAAAACACCAGGCGUCACGCCCCUCCCACGUAAAACAACACUAGAAAGCACGCAAGGACUUGGUAUGAAAGGCCUUUGUGAUUAUGGAGAGACGAAGACACCAGAGCCUGGUUCCAUGUCCUCUGGUAGAUCUGUAGAGGACAUCCCAUACCGUGAAGAACACACAAGCGCGCCGACGUCCACCGGUGCUCCCUCCGUUGCGUCGGCUGUGCGAAAUAGACCUUCCAGUGUUUCAAUUGGUGAACUUAGCGCUCUCUCAGAGCGCUCAGAACCUGCUGGGGCACGUACUGUGUUUAGCGGAUCUUCUGUGUCCAUGUACAGCCUUUCAGUCAAUGAACAGAAGCACCCAAAGGAAGUCCAAGAUUUGGUGUCAAGUUGUACCAGCGAUCGCAGGAAACUGCAGGGGGACGAUGUCUCGGCCUUCGAUAGUAAAUGUUCCGAGGUAUCGUUCCCUGCCAUCUUUUCGGGUGAUAGUUCGGAGAUGUCAGAUUACAAGACGGGUGGAUCAGAACUGAAGUCGGAGACGAAAAUUCUAGACACAUUUGGAAUAUCGAGCAGCUUGUCGCCUGCUUCGAACGGAGAAAGAACAAAAGACUAUGAGUUUUGUCACACGGCCACUGAGAACACAUCCCUAUGUUCUCCAAGGGAAGCACGACGAACAAUCCAGACAUCACUGCCAUUUUUGGAGGUCGUCGAAACGACGGAAAGAGGCUUUGAAACGCCCGGUGCCGUCAGCACAACAGACAUCAUCGAAGGUAUUUCGGUGUCCCCUCAAGAACGACUUGUUGCAAUGUCUGGCGACUCUUAUCCACCUGAUAGUGCUCCUAACCACACACCUUUGACGACAGAUCACCCUCGCGAAACGGCAAAACAUUAUUGGGUUAAUCCGCCGUUGUUCACUGACUACAAGCCGGAGAGCUUUGCUGAAACACUCGAUACAUCCCAACGGGAGGUUUGUGUGCUUGUAUCGCACAUUACGCCCGUUGGGUCUUACGAAGCUGUAGCGGGGCAAAGGAGUUCGCACGAUGUUCCGGAUAGCAUUAUUGGGAGUAACGUGUCUCAAGGAACAAGCGCCUCGUAUGAAGCGAAUAGCAUACCCACUGAGAACUGGAGUGAGGAGCCCGAUUACGAAGGCCAGGAAAAGGAUUCACCACGUCAACGUCGUGAAGACGUGGGCGUGAAGAUGCGAGUGAGGUGCGAUGCGAGUGGGAUGGGAGUGGGGCACUCGCGCCGUGAAGAUGCAAGCGGUAGUGUGCCCUAUCUGGCGCAUGAUUCGUACAGUUCUUCAGAAGGACAGGAAGACAAGGCUGUGCAAGAGGUUCUCAGCCGGGAUAAAUUUGCAACUCCCCGUGGUACGUUGUCCUUUGAAUUGCCUUCAAAUGAACUGGUGGAUCAUAACGCUGAUCACGUGGCCAUUAAAACUCAAGUGCUACCUGAGGCAAGUAGCCUCUCUGAAGCGAGACCGAAACAUCCGGCAGACCGACAACGUGAAGCGCUGACGCAUGAUGGAACUACAAGCGAGGACAAAGCGGUUGUGGACGUAGAUGAAGGAGGCAGUGUGGUUUUCAGUAAAGAUAGCGAGAAACACUGCGACGAAGACACCGUUGGGCAAGGAACAACCGCUGUGAGUGAGCAUGACUUUCGGGUUUCGGAGGAAGUGUCGAGAGAUGCAACUGUGAAGGAUGAGGGUAGUCAAAAACGGUCUGCGCAAACUGGUGGCCCUGCGCAUGUGGCAUCAAUUGGAUCGGGCACAAGUAGAGAAAUGUUGUCGUAUGACCCGCACAACAGCACUGAGGCAGAGUCGUACGAUAUUCUAGGGGGAACUGGCGCCUCUGCCAACGUUCACACGCCGAGGGAAACGGGACAAAGCACUGAACUUGUAUCGUUGGGAACGGCUGAUGACAAGGAUCUCAUGUCCGACGUGCAACCUAGGAAAGCUGCUAAACACAAAACACCGAAACAUAGAGGCUUGUACGAGGUGACCCCAUCUACGGCACAUCAGACUUCGAAUCUCUCAGAACAGCACACAGUAGGAGAAAGGACACGCCAUGAGACAACGGAACCCGUGGAAUGGUACGAGACAACGAAGUCUCCUACUUCCACAGGAAAGCAUGGUGCAGUGAAUGACAUGGUACCUAAUACAUCUACACGGACAGAGUCCAACGGACUGGUAGAGCAUACAGAGCACUCGACAUUGAAGCCUGUAGAAGAGUACGAAGCUGCAGAACACGCGGUGCAGGAGUCACCGAAACCAAGAGAAGUGAAGGAAAGCGCGGUCCACGGGGAGGCGCAGAAACCUGUGGAAAAGAAACUCGCUGAGCUUUCACAUUCGCCCACGGAAGAGAACGGAGCUGCCACGUAUGUGGAGCGUGAUACACGGCAACUGACAAAAAGGAAAGAACCUACCCUGCGCGCAUUACACGAUCCCAUGGAAGUCGCAGUACGUGAUCUUGCACGGCCCACCACAACAGCACGUGAACAGCACAUGGAAUACAAGCCUUCUGAAGUUAUGGAUCGAUACCGAUUAACUGAUCACGCGGUACAUGACCUGUCAAGCUUGUUCGAGCAGGAAAUUGUGCACCACGCAGGCUAUGAGACGUUUGUAUUGGUGGAGAAACCGUUUAGAAUUACAGAACUUGAAUGUGCACAACGUACAGUACACGAGGUACCACAACCUAUAAAUGAGGACAGUGUCACAGGAUACACGAUAAAGGACCAACGGGACACAAUAGAAGCCAUUCCAGUACCGGAAACAGCUCACGGCCACAUGGCUGUCCAAAAGAAACGCGAGCAGGAACGGUAUUUGAUUGCUGAGCUAAAAGACACCGCGCCACAAGAUCAAUCUGGCACGACAGAGGUCAAGCACAAUAACAAUGAUGAUGAAGAAGCAGUCUUUAGGCACAUCGUGGUCGAGAGCUCAGAAGUGGUAUCCAACAUCGCGGUUCAUUCUCGUGAGCUGUUUCAGAGCUCAAUGUUCAAAGCUCCCACCGACGUGACAGCUACAGCAGUUUUGCUAGAAACUGAAGCACCCACUUUUGAGGCACCAGAAGGAACAAAUAUUCAGGAAUCAAAUGUAGACGUAAGCUACCGAGAUUCAGCACUGAGUGAAGCUACAUCGGUUGGUCUCCUGUAUCAGCAACUGGUUUCACUUCUGCAGAAUGACGUCACAGUUGCACACGAAGAAGUGAGACCUCUGGAGACACCAUUACCCGCAGGAAGAAAGAAUAGCGAUUCUGUAUUCAGCUCUGACGCGGAGUUACCUUCUGGUUCAUCAACCGUGCGUACUGUCAGUUCAAGCGCGCUUCCAAAGGAUGAUGACGUCCUCUCAGACAUGUCAGACGGUUCUUCACCCCUCCCUUCCCAUCUGUUUGAAGACCACAGGAUAGACAGGAGCGGUGAAGUUAUCGUCCAAACUGCCAGCGUCUUGGACUACAGAAUGCAGUCGCCUUAUGGGUCACUGGCCACAGAUGAACGCAUAACAGCAGGGGGGAAUAUCGAAGUACACGAAACUCGGUCAGCGGAAUUCGCACCGUCACAGGUUAACAAGGACGCUGAAUCAUUUGAAGCCAACGAUGGACAAGUUGCUGACGGCUCAGCGACAGCCGACAAUACCGGUGAAACAGUAAAGGACAUUGAUUCAUCAGCAGCUAUUCAGGAUACAAAGAGCGCCUCCAAACAUUUUGUAAGUGCGGAGUUCAGCCAAGAUCAGCCGACAGACCACGCACCAGGGUGUCCUAGCGGCCCUUAUUUUAAACACAAGACUAAAAUUGUGGCAAUGACCCCAACUCACUCGGUGGAGUUAGUUGAGGAAAGCUUCACCAGGGAGCGCCUACAAACUACCAUCGCGGAAGAGGCUGAAGUAAGAAGGGAAAAUAUGGAGAAGCCCACACAGAAUGUUCCGGACGCACCAGAACCAACAGGUUUAGGGAACGCCGGAAACGACAGCGACGCGAAGAACAACGACGAAGAAAAAGCUCUGCGUAAAGAGUCGACUGUGAAGGGGAAGAACGCGGGACCUAGUAAAAAAACAGAUUGCAAGUCACCCGUCUUUUCGCGUACCCGCAUAUACGCCGGAAGCUCUUCGCAUAAACUAGAACUAGUCAACGAAAAGACUGCAAUCGGUGAUAAGGAGCUUCGUGCCUUACACGAUGAAUCGGGAAUGCCACCCUCUACAUCGGCUACGGGAAAGCAAGACUCGCAUUGCUGCUGUGGUGCGCAAUCAACGACGCAGUCUAAGACUGAUUGCCAGGGCUCACCAAGCAGGUCUAACUACGGCGGGAAGGCUCUGCCAGAGGGCCUCUCAAAGGCUAACGGACAGGCUCCACCGAGCAAGUGCGGGCCAAAGGUGCAAACAGAGGGCGUAUCCAGACGAGUAGAACAAGUCAUAAAGAAAAUAUCUGAUGUUGAAAUGCAUAGAAAAAACUUGCAAAGGGCAUGUAGCAAGGAGAAGAACAAAGCGAAACUAACCGUGAUGAAGCAAGACAUCGAACGUCUGAAGACUCAUGAAAGCAGUUUGCAUGAGGUGCUGAAAGCUCUGGCUCCUUCCAUGGCUCCUCCAACGAUCCUGAGCGAAUCAGAUGAAAUUUCUUCAACCGGAAACACAAAAGACACAACACGAGUGUCUUUUGAGGGGCGUGUGGUUCCUUAUGAUGACACUCAUGACUUACCUGUCCCUGUAAAAGUCGACCAGGACAAUAACAAAACCUGUAAUCGAUUACCAGAAAAUGUAAAGGACGAUAAAGUGGUGUGCUCUUCAGGAAGCACGCCAGUCACGUCUAAGAGGGAUAAUAGAAUGGCUUCUAGUCCCAUGAAAAAGGCCACUGUCCGAUAUAUCGAUGAAAACGCUACUGUGGCACCGAAGGAGAAAAAGGCAACUAAAGGCGCAUCAUGUGUGUGCAAACCGUCCACGUCAGAGAGAGACAAAGGUGAUCCGGUUUCCAUGCAGGACAACAAGGUUAAAAGCUCAAGUCCGGUGCGCAGGGCAUUACUCUCUAAAAUAGGGGUACCUUCACCACAUCAUCUCUGCAGUAGGAACGAAGGUUUCACUUCGGCGUGUAGGCCGCUCAAGAAGCACCAGACAUGCACUGACGAAAUGGCCACAGAUGACGACAAAGGUAUGGAUGAAGAAACGAAACAUACUUCUUCGACACGCAAAUCAAUACGGAUUGGUCCCGGUAGAGAACCCCACACGGUUGGAGAAGUACUGCAGGACGCAAAGAGGGACGAGGCUUCUCUACGCAAAACUGACGACAGCGAAGCUGUUGAAGACCUGUCGUUAUCUUACGAUGAUGCGGCAAACAAUAAUACUCUUAGUUCGAAUGAAACAACUACGGGCCCUAAUGUAAAUGCAGAUUCCGCGAACAACAAUCUCUCAGCUGCCGUUAAACGCGAAACUCCUCGAUAUCCCUGCCAGUGUAAAGUACCGGAUCUCGGGAAGAAAAGUGGUGAUAUCAAAUCAGGCAAUACGACGAGAUUUCAAAGACCGAAGGCCACUUCGCCGCUAGCCUUGACAACAGCGGAAACUUCGGGGGUUUUGUCGCUCGAUGCUAUCCCUGAACGCUCAUGCGCCGAUUCAGAGAAUGCUGAUGACAGAAUGGAAACAUUCCGCAUGGCCCACAGUGUGCCAAUUCAAGAGCCAACAGUAGCCGACGUUAGCGUUGUAGACUCUGAAUCAGACGUUGACGACGAUAAUAUUGCCAAACCACAGCCACAAAAGUUGGGCGCCUCCAAAGUUGGUGCUGCCACCGAUACCACGGCAACCAUUGUACCAGCCGUACACGCACGUGCAGGUGGCCACAUGAACUAUCACCCAUCGCUGUCGUUCGUUCGACGAACGGUGGUGGAAGAAAGCGUAACAACUUGUAGACGAGCCACGAGGAGGAACGCGAAAAGCGUAAUUAACCGACAGACCGGAUUAGAAGAGAAGGAUUCGAACACAGACACGACAGUUACGCGAGAAGACAGGAAGACACGGAGGGAAGAGACAAUAGAAUCCUACGAUCCUAAUGCGGACAUUUCUCAGUUUUCAAGUAGUCCUCUCUGUACGAGCCCAUUCAAUACCCUCGGGUUGUACAUACCGUCUGCAAGUUCACCUCCAUAUCACACGGAAUCUUUUGCAAUGUCCCCUGCACAGAACGGUUCGUCACCAAAGUCUCCCGGCAAGAAAGCGGUGGCUAUUCGAGUAAUCGACCAGUUCUCAUCCGAGGCCGCAAAAGUCACGUCGGAUCCCCUGAGGAGUCCCGUAGAGCCUCUGUCGAUCCUGAAACCUCAGACAACUGGAAAUGUGGAAUUCCAAAUACCUCUUCAAGAGGAUGAGGACGACGACGACGAGGAAGCCUCAUUUGAGCCUCCAGCAUCUAUCAUGGCACGAUUGGGCCGUAAGGACUCCAUUGCUGUUGCAAAAAUCCGGAAAAUGAAGCAAGACGGUGACGGAGAGGAGGAAGCUGAGGAAGAGGAAGCCGAAGAUGAGGCGGUAGAGGAGGGGGACGAACAGGACACCGAUGAUGCCGAACCAUUGUCGAAAAAAGAUUCUCAUCCUCAAACGGAGGGUGAAGAGAUGGACGAUGUCAACGAAGGACCUGAGAAGGACAAAGAAAGCGCUGGGCCUACGGCAACAGUACAUCCACCUAGCGAGCCGGUUGAGGGAACAGUACUGGUGUCAAUACGUGAAGUCUCUUUACAAAUAUUGCACGACGCUUUUCACACAGAAAAAGGAACAGAAAAUGGAGCGCUUCAACAACGGUUCUCUGUAGACCACACUGUUGUCGAACGACAUGGAGAGCUGACCACGUUGCAGACAGGCAAAGGAUCGUCCGAAAGUAGGCAACCUUUUGAUGACAAGUACCGAGAAGGUCCACGUGACAUGGACGAGGUACAGGAUAACACAAGGAAGGAGCGUUCUGAACCCGGAGGUGGCUUAGGACGUGGUCCUGAAGCCCAACACCUUCUAGAUAAGAGUGGUGGAAGUGGAGCUGUAGAACAAAGCAAGGUUCUAAUACAAAAUGGCGAGACGCCUGUUUGUGACGCAGGACGUGAACAGGGCACGCAACCAUGCACGGACGAAGUCAGCAAACGCGACGCCGUCCGUGAAAGCGAAAGCGAAACUUCCAGGAAUGGGGGCGUAACAACGCGCAAUGCUUACCAGGCUCGCGAGGUCGAAGAUGACACUGAAAUCGCAUCUGGUGGGAGAGACGUUCAUGAGGAGCCUCGUGGUGGGACAAUAAGGCAUGAAGAAAGCAAGGCAGCUACGCGAGGCAGCGUGGAGAAAUCACCAGAUUGGCUGCUGAAGCAGCGCGGUGAGUCAACGCUGCCAUUCACUGAAACCUAUGACAGAGAAGUGCCACAGCAAACUGCCUACUUGAAGUCCGAGAGUGAAGCCGAUGCAGCAGGAAAACGUUAUGGAGAACACUACCUGAAGAGGGAAGGUUCGCCACGUGGGGUGAGCAAGGCUGCAACGCCAGUUGCCGAAGGGCAGAUAUCGUCGAGAGAGACAUAUGCGAAACAAGAGGUGACAGCGAGGACGGCCUAUCUUGUCUCCGAUACUGGAACAGACAUAGAAGGCGGGCUUGAAACGAAACGAGAUGAAACUAGCAGUGGUAGUACAACAGACAGUGGAAAAGGUGCGAAAGUAAAGUCGAUCGAAGAACAGCCAUUACCGGAGGAUGCUACCUACAGAGAAGCGUCAACACGGUCUGCUUCUGCGGCCCCUCAACGCGAAUCAGACUUGACCGAGCAGGCCCUCUCAACGAAUAUGCGUACACUCAAUGGAUCAGUUGUUGAACGAGGUGUGGGUGGCUCCGCACAUCUCACUGCGGCAGAGGACGCAGCUGGUUCUCAUCACGCGGACGUCGCCACAGGACACAUACGAACUGUGCAGGAGCACUCCGAAUACUAUAGUGUGGUUCCCGACGGACAAGUUAUCGCUGAUAAAAUCACGCAGCAGGGCCAACAUGAACAUAGCAGUGUCGCACUCGAAGCACGUGCAAAAGAAAUUCAUGAUGUCGAGGCUAAGCGACACUAUGACCCAGGGGAUGAAGAACCACUGCUUACAGGCGUUGUCGGCAAGAAACAGGCGCCGUGGACAGGAGAUACAAACACAUUGGGAUCCGAUUUCGUUCCAAGCAGCUUAAGACCGGAAACACAAACACCUUCACUUAGUGCCCAAUCGUAUACUCACCGUGCGGGAAGCUCCCUUCGCUCAUCACAGGAAUUAUACACGACAGCUGUUACAGCGUCCGCUAGUGGAGCGGCAGAUUACGUAGACUCCUCUGUACCAAACAAAUCGCACGAGCAUUUCGCUGAUGAGUCACAUUUGACCGCGAAGUAUGUAUCGGAAGAACUGGAAGACAUCUCUGAACAGGAGCACCAAAUGGCAAGAAUGGUCCCCAUAUGUGAAUGUGAAAAGGCGCUUCAACGGGAACAGGAGAAACGUGGUACUGGAACGAAAGAAUACGAAACUAAAUAUGCUGAAGAAUAUGCCGCUCAGAAAGCCAGACACGGAAUUCAAGUGGACGAAACUGAGCAUAAUGGAUCUAUCUCAGAAGCUGCAGGUAGCAGGGAAACACCUAAACAGGAGCCAAAUCAAGAGACAGCUAGAGAUGUCGAUAUCGCAACAGUAGAUCACAGAGUAGUUGAACACAUCAAAAUGAUUGGUAGUGGUGCUGUCUCGGCGGUACAAAUGGACGUUCUUCCAGAGUCACCUGCUAUGUUGCAUAAAGAAGAGAGUUCAGUCUAUGACAAUACGCAACUGCGAUCUACACUGCCUUACCUCGAAAUUGAGGAAAUCGGCAGCGAAGGGAGCGAAGAUGUUGCACCAGAAGGCAAUUUCGAAACUGCACAAGCCGUAAGAGGUACCGAAGAACUACUGGCUUCCUCUGUGCGGCGUGCUGUGACGGGCGUGGAUGCAGAUGCUGAACUACUCAUGGGUAAGGGCUGUCUGAACUGCAUUGAAGAACAAACACUAUCGCCUUUGAUAGAUGCAGAGCAUGCCAUCGUGGAAUACAUAGAAAGCGUAACAGCACGUACUGUUCCGUCGCUACCUAGCAGUUCACCAGUGCCGGAACCGACACCCUCCCUGAAUACCAAGGAAACGGCAGCAGGUAACGCGCAGAUUCUGGCAAAAGACACGGUCGUUUCCCGACGGAAGUUUUCUGAUGAAUCGCGUCUCGAAAGUCACGUCGUUGCAACAGUGGUGGCUACAGCUGGAGUUGAAGAAGAUCGAACACAGAGUACCGAACAACGUAAGGAAACUUCGAGAGAUGUAGUGUACCACGCAGUGGAUGCUGAGGAGCCUCUAGAAACGGAUGGAGGAGACCUAACCAGUAUGCCCUAUAAGAAAGAGUUAGAGCCCUUUAAUAAAACCACGGUUACUAAAACGACAUCUGUAGUUGAAAAACCGGCCGCAGAUCAAGGAUGGCGACGUGCAGAUGUUGUCCAGCACGACUUAGCUGAGGUAACGUCAUCUACAGCAGCCGAAGUUGUUCCACCAAUCAUAACAGGUGUAGCAGCACCCCACACGGCCAGCGAUAUAGGCAGCGUGUCUACUGUGCUUGUGCCAUUACAGCCUCAAAACACACAAGUGCGAGAACAUGAAAGGGCGCAGCAAGGGGCCACAGAAGGUCGCAGACUAGAACCCAGGAAAGAGUUGACGAUCGACCUCUUGUUAGGGGGGGUUGGUUCACCCACUCGUAUGCAAGACACAAAGCUGCAAACCGUAUUAACAGCGCCAGUAGAGGUAACCGUGCGACCGAUCAUAAGCGAGAAGAAGAGGCGAAAAUCUGCGACCAUUAUCAUAGAGGACCGACACUUGUUUGGGCUCGUGCAGCAGGGAUCGGUCGUCAAUAGCUUAGCAGAAGCGGAGAUCGAAACGGUUUGUGACGCGCAAAGCUUGUCCCAGGCUUUAAUUGAAACGCCAGACCAUCAACAUGGAUCUAACGAGCUUGUUGAACGAUUUGCAAGCAAUGUGGUGCUCCGAGGGCAAUCUGAAGUCGAGAGCAUUGCGAAUGUUACGCGUGAUAUCCUUGCCGGGCUAACCGAGGAAGCACAGGAUUCGAGACCACUUAUUACUCGCGAUGCGUCUGAACAAAGACAGGUCAUUGCUGUUACUGGAACCCCACAAACAGAGGCCGGAAAAUUAAAGAACCAGAUAGUAUUGAAGGAACAGCACGUGUUAGGAAAGAUUGAGAUGCCAGCAGCUUUGGUCCCAUUUCAGGAUAUGGAAGGUGAAACAACGGAUGCACUGCGUGCAGUCAGUUUAUCUCAUGGACAGUUUCUUCAAGAAACGAGUUCAAAAAUGUCAUCCUUCGGUAUUGAUGAAAAAGAACUCAAGAAACUCGAAAGCCUGGAAGACGUCACGAUAGCAGUUCCUCUGCAAAGUGAAGCACAUGACGAUGUCCCGAAAGCAUUGGUGGAUACGUCAGAAAGGCUCGCCGAUGGACUUCAAAGUGGCAUGCUCGAAGAGGUAGACUCACGAUGCACUGACAUGGAAUCUGCGACACUCAAAGACGAAACAAUGAAAAUGUCAAAAAGGACAUCGCCAAGCUCGAUAUCAGGAACAGAAAGCGCGGUCGGAGAAUUUCCAGUUUCUCCGCAGCAUGUCCCUCCAGAGGGUGGAAAACCAAUCGAGUGUCACGUCGUUUCCGCGAAAGAAGUUUCAGAUAGACUGACUGUAGGAAAACUGGAAGAUGUGUCGCAGUUUGAAGAAGUCAACAUGAUACAACCAUCCAGCGUUCCUGACUCGCCAGUUUCGUUGGGUCGAGCUUUAUCGGGCGAGACAGGCGUAGAAGUCAAGUUUGAAAGCCCUGAGCGCCGUGCCGGAACUUCAAUGUCUGGCAAACGAAAGAAAGGUAGCGGUCCUCCGAGGAAGAAACGAACCGCACAGGAUGACCUUGUUGGAGUGUUACCAGCUCAUCUGAAACUAAAAGCUUUGGAAAUCAAGUUGGUAGAAGGAUUAAUGACCGCAUCUAAAGCUUUACUCUCAGUGAAGAAGGCAUUAGUGAGUGAAGCUGGCAAAGGCACCGGACCACAGUUACGCGAGGAACCAAGUCCAGUUACAGCACGGUUAUUUAGGGAGGAACCACUCGACAGUGCUGCUAUGGCGUACACUACAGAAGAACAGCAUACCUCAGGAUUCUUAGCACCAAAGUACCCCCUUCAACCACCACAAGAAGUAUAUGAUGAAGGGGAAGAACUGACGACAGAGGGAGGGGAAAAGCGGCAAGGACAUACAGAAAAGCCAACGGAACCUGAGGUAGAUCCAUUUGAAGAAGCACGUUUUCGCCUGCACCGGCAAUUCGAUACGUCACACCUCGACGUCGAAAUGUCGAAAGGCCCUCACUGGCCGAAGACGACAACCGACAAAGAAAUCGACAUCGGUCCAGCCACCACUGAAGGUCUGCGGAUCACAAAAGCACAAGAAGGUAAAAGUCCAUACCAUUUAGUCGAUGACGAGUACAGGAUGAUGAAUGGGUAUGAUGGUGUCCCCAAGUCAAAAAGUUCAGGUACAGGCAAAGGUUCACCUGGACCAGCUACACAGAAAUUUCUUCGCGAACCUCACUUAAACGAGGAUAUCUUGAACACAGAGCAUAACUUGACUCCUGGCGUUCUUACACCGGCCGAAAUGCAAGACUAUGAUGUGAAAACAAACGGGGAACAUAGGAGCACGGAACUGGCAGAGGAUAUGGAGACAUUUAAAAGACCCGUUGCCAGAUCAUUCGAUGACGAGGACCACACGGAAAGACGACAAAACGGAGAAGACAAAAAUGUUGCGAGGCCGUCUCUACCUUCCAGAAGUGUAACGACACCUGCGUCUGGGAAAUACGAGGAGGUCAAGACAGCGUUCAAGCUUUUAUCGGAAUUAGGCGGCGAGGAAAACGAAGUUUUCACCAAAGCGAUGGGUCCCCUGAAUGCACCAUGUCCACCAUUUGGGACAACGGUAAAUACAUCCAAAGAGAAGCGAAGAAACUCCGCAAUACCAGAAGCUGACGAAAGGGAAACGAAUAAACAAGAAACGGAGGUGAAAGAAGGGAUGAAAACAUCAGCAACUGAUAAACAAGAUGAGUCAGCCGAAUGGAGGAAUCGCUCCAGCGAGAUAUUCUCCCCCCGUCGGCAGUCUAAUACAGCCUACAGGUGGUUAAGUUUGCUGCCGGACGACGAUGCGCUGAGUAGCUUCAGGAAGAGUCAUGGGCUUAAAGCGAAAGAGGGAAACGAGCAUGGCGGUGGUUCGUACGAUGACGGAAUGCCGACUACCUCAUUCGCAGGAUUCACCAUCGAUGACAUACCAGAACUACCACAGACGCAUACCCGUAAAGAAUCGCAGCGACGAUCGGUACCAGCUGAGGUACAGAAGGAGCCGGUCAGUGGAGAAGGAAGACCAUUGGUGUCUCACGCCAUUGAUGCAAUCCUUGAGGAAUUCACAAAUAUGCCCCGUCCUCGUGCCAGAGACAUGGUAAGACCACUGGACGCAAAGGUGACAAAGAGAAAACGUAAACGAGAAAGUGUCGCGGAGAUAGAAUCAGUAAUCGAGGGCAUGCUGAGAAAUUCACCUGAAGUUCCGCCAGUAGUGUCACCAGUGCCAAGGAAAAGAAACAAGAAGUCGGAGAAGUCAUCUCCCGUUAACACGAAGAAGACACAACUGGAAUUCCCUGCUAUGGUAUACGAGCAAGAACCACGGGAAAGUUCGAUCGUAGAAGUACACAAGUCCAUGCACAGAGAAAUUACUGUGGGACAAUGUACAGUACCACCGCAAUGUGACGUUGCGAAGCCGAGAAAACUUAGAUGCAGUGGCGCUGUGUCACCAACCAGAGGAUGGAUGGACAAGAACCUAAUCGAUGUACAUUCAGAUGGCUCCCAUGACAGGGCACCUGUCCGGAAGACUCAUGAACGACCGUGUGAAGACCGUGAUUUCCCAGAUCAAAUGCAAGGAUACAAAGAAGCUUGUGUCACGUCAACAGGAAGGAGCAGUGCGCGUGGAUUAAGCAUAUCUGUGGGCGGCUUUUCUGAUCUUGGAGAUGAACACCAGGUGGAUACAGACAGUACUACAUCGAAACAUCGACGGUCUAGGGCACAGGCGCUAGAUGUUCCAGUCGAAAGAGGGCAUUCAUUCUCUCGAAUUCAUAGAGGUCUCCCUGGCGAGAAGGGGCAGCGGAGGGAAGAAGAUAUUGAAAAUUCGUUAAGCAGAUUUGAUCGAUUUGAGACAGACUUCGCACACGCACUUGACAGUUGUGCGAAUCUUACGGAACGCAGUGCUUUGAGCACUGAAGCGUCAUUGACAGACGACUUUCCAGGCGAAGAAGGCUCAGUGACGAAACCGUCAACAGACUCCACUGGCACCUAUCCACCUUCAUCACAGCCACUGAGAGUAAUAUCUAUUUAUUCUGUAUUGUUCGAUAAUCUCCCUACAAGAAAUGUGAACGACAUGUUGCCUGUGGAUGUGCCAAGUGCGAGCAUUGGGAGAGCCAUCCCGCCGCGUGCAUCAAGAAGGCUUGCUGGACGCAAUUUAACGGCAAGAAAACAAGGACUCAGUGAUGCCCCAGACACGCUUAUCCACACUUCAGAUUCUUUGAAAGUAGUGAUAGGCGAAGAUACUGCUUCCACGAAGCCGUUCCAAAACAGCCGAGAACUUGAGUCCAGUGAUGUGUCUUGGUCAUGUUCGUCUUCAGAGAUUAUUCCGACUACAGUUCUGUCAGAUGAAGCUGCAACAACACAUAAUUUACAAGGCGUUUUGCACCAAACCGGAGAGGACCUAACAGGAUGCGCAUCAAAGGAAAGCACACUAGAGCAGACAUUCUUCAGCAUUUCUCGAUCUUUGAUCACGCCAAUAAAUGUGCGUGACCUAGAAGCUGAAACAACAUGCCGAACGAAUAUAUCGGAGCCGUCUCUUUCGCGUCAGCCAUUACUACGACCGCCAACAAAGGGCAGCUGUUCGACCAUGGCUUCAGAAGCACAGAAGGGCGCGGAGCAAAUACUGUGGCAGCGUACCAAAAGGGCCUCUGAACCAAUAUGUGCAGAAAUGAGGAUCCCACAUACGUACCUUUUAUGUCGCUCAAGAAGUGUGCCAGAUUCAUUUAAUGCGCUUUCUCGGGAUAAUUCUGCAAGCUCUUAUGAUACGUCCAGACCAUACCAAAGGUCUCCGCAAGGUAUGCCCUCGAAGGAGGACUAUUUUCAACGGCACUCUGGAGAAUCUGCGGCGAUGACGAAGGAACAUAGUCUCACAUCGCACAGUGUGCAGUCAGCUGCUUCCAUAGGGCUCACGAGGCCCCCAGGGUACAUCGUUACAACGAAUACCCCAGUCGAAGUGAGAGACAAUCUUGUUCUAUUCGAGCCAGCAGAACUGUAUGCAACCAGAGGAAUAUUGCAUUGUGUUUCUGAUCGAAUGCAAGCUGUUUCAGCGAAUGCGGGCACGGCAGAUGUUCCCUCUGCUUUUGAACGUACUCAUUACAGUACUAUGGUACCGCAAUGUCCCCCAAGCAGUGAAGAUACAUCUUUUGAAAGGGAACAGCCUGCAAGGCUGCUUGUGGUGCGAGGUACGAGCGUUUCAGGGGAUGGACUAGAAGCUCCAGAUAUAGAAGCGAGAGUUGUGGUUUCGCGUAACCGAGCUGUGCUAUCAAACGAGCAUCCUGUCAGUAAGAUGCAAAAAGCAAAUGACACCAUCGCUAUCAUAUCAACCUCGCCUCCAAAAAAUACUGAUACUAGGAUGAAUGGUGAUCUACAAGUAGAGGAAAAGCACGCGGCUCCUGACGAGGAAAGUUCAGGAGUCGUUCUGUAUCAAGAGGGGCAACUGUCUACAGGAGGACGCGGUCCAUAUGUAGGCAAAAGUAGCGCUGGAACUCGACGUAAUUUCAAAACCAGCAAAACAUGUGACAUACCAUGGAUCACCAAAUCAUUGGAGGACAAGGAAGACAACAGGAUUCAAGGGCGGAAAGCAGGAAACACGAGCACAGCUCUGGACAAGGUACCCGACUGCACGCUACGGAACGGAGCAUCGCUACAAACGCGGGACGAGUUCCCUGCGCUGCCAGGAGCAAUCGCAGACACCAAGACGCUUAUAUAUAAUGCCCGUGCUUCUAAAGUGGAGGACCAGAAUGCAGUCGAGAAGGAUGUUAAAAACAAAAUAUUUGACAUUCCCGUAGCAGUCCCACGGCAGCGCACGAUCGGAAAGUUCUUGCACAGAGAAGACGUCAUUGCCAACGACAACGCGUCAUUACAAAAGCGGCCGUCGCUGCGCCAGCUUCAAGGGAGAGAAUCGAGGGCCCCGUUUAUGAGUCGAUCAGCGAAACAUCCUAGCGAUUUGUUGCCAGAUCCCGGUGUUACAUCAGAGAAUGUCGCAAAAAGAUCCACAGUUUCCACAACAAAUGAUCACCGUGUUCAACAAGAAAUGUGGUUUAAAGUUACUGAUGAACAAGAACGAGGUUCUUUGUUAGUUGCAUCGAAUGGAGAGCCGUCUCAGCAACAAAAUCCCUCAUUUGUUUCAGACCAUGCGAUCAUGGACAAGCAGCCGACCUCAACGUCCGUUCAACCUAAGGCAGAUUCAGCCUCUCAGCCGGACGCUAGAACCGAAGAACUUGGUGUACAGGAAGUCGACUCUGCGGGUACGGAGCCCCAGCAAACGCAGAGCUCUGCCAACCAGUCCGGUAGGGAACGUAUCACAAAGGAGGAGCUAGAAGAGUACUUGAAAGCCGCCAAAAAAAUGCAGCUCAGACGAGGAUCUGCAAUGCCUCCGUCUGGUAAAAGUCCUCCCGGUGGAGGUAAGAAGGCAAAGGAGAAACCGAACGUAGUGAUGGAAGCAAAAAUAGAGCUUUAUGGUAAGGGAAGAGUCACGUUCACGUUUGACGCUGUUGCGGACGGAACGGAGGAGGCAGAGCGCGAAUCGAUGGUUGACAUAACCGAUCGUAUGCCUUUGGGGCCGGCGACGACACCAAGGCCGUCUAUAGUUGACAUGGGGGAACGAUCGGCAACUCGUCAAGCUUCAGAGCUAAGUAAGAGAUCGGUAGACUUCGGCAGUCAAAUGAAGGAUCAAAGUGUCCUUUACGAACCUAGUGAGCCCCCGAGUACUGUUGGUCAUGUGCCUGGCCAAGAAGCGGAACCUGAGAGGAAACCUCAAGUGUUUGCUGAGGGCAUCGAACCUCAACUGCCUGUAACCGCGUUUAGAUACGAAACAGAAGAAAAGUCUCAACUACCGGUAACACCCUCGGAGCGGACGUUGAUUACGGACAAAGAUUCGAUUCGAAAACAUGAAAGCACGACAGGUGGGAUUUUUACUGCCGUUCAGACGCCAGUAGGAGCGCAAACCCCAUUGUCAAAAGCGCCUGUGCAGGCACGAACAACAGGUGGUCUUUUCACGUUGGUUCAGACGCCAGCUGGAGGGAUGACGCCGAUACCAAUACCACCUGUACAGACACGGACGACAGGGGGUCUCUUCACUGCGGCUCAGACACCAGUCGGGGGAAGAACACCACUCCCUAAAACUCCUGCAAUGGCACGAACCACAGGAGGUCUUUUCACCGCAGCUCAGACACCACUCGGGGGAAUAACACCACUUCCUAGAACUCCUGCACUGCCACGAACCACAGCAGGUCUUUACACUGCGGCUGAGACUCCGUCCGAAGGAACCUCCCCGCAGCAAAGAACACUCAUGCCGGCACUGACACCAAGUAGUUUUCUUUCCGGUGUUCCUACGCCAGAUGUACAGUCAGCGUCCUAUCCAUCUGAAGUGUCGCCCGUACCAGAAGCUGCGAUGGCUGCAGUUGCAGGAUCUAAAAGUUCUCUUGAGUCCCCCGCGUCAAGAGAAACGUCCCCGCCGCAAGAAACACCAGCAGCACAGAUGAAAGCAAAUGAAGAGAUGUUAUCCCAUGAAUCGGCAGCAACACCUACGGAAGGGAGCAUAGACACUACAGAGCAAAUAGCGUCACAGAAGAAAAUUGUUCCAGAAAUUACAAAGGAAGAAGGCGCAUCAAGUAUUGUUCUUGAAUAUCCAACCAGUGAGUCCUUCGGGAAACCAAGAGACGUUUCUUCCUUUAGGGAAACCACGCCAGCAACGUCUCUACAAACGUUCGGGACAGAAGAAAAGAAAGUUCUGGAGACAAUUACAAAAGAUGCAGAGACGAAGCUGGAAAGAACUGCUCCCGAAGCACCUGCACAGUUGUUAGCACCCUUUACGGGAGUCACGGAAGAGGCGGAAACAAAAACACUUGUGAGUACCUCCUCCGUUGAAGUAUCAACAGAUAUGAAACUGGUGAGCGAUACGCAUGAAGAAGUGCUCUCAGCAGUAUCUGUAUCGCCAGAAGAGGUGAAAGUAGCGCAUGCAGACGUCACAGAUGAGAGAAAGGCAGGAACACCUGUGACUGUUUCUAGCAUUGACGAGAAAGUAUCGGCAGACACUGUCCAGGAAACCGUGGAUGCAUCAUCGAGAACCUUAAGAGAUUUGGAAAGCGUUACGCAUGAAGUCGAAGAGGCGUAUUCAACAGUGUCUCUUUUGCAAGAAGAUAUGGGAGUAUUGUCCAGAGGUUCCGUUGAAAUGGGCACGACAGAAACUGCUGCAAGCAUUUCAACCGUUGACGAGAAGGUAUCACAUAUUUCCCAAGAAAUUGUGAAUGCAUCAUCGAAAACCCUGAGAGAACUAGAGAGCAUUGCAUGUGAAAUAGAAGACUUAUUUUCAGCACUAUCCAUAACGCAAGAAGAGAUGGGAGCACUGUCUGGAAGUACCAUAGAAAAGCCCGUGACAGAAACACCUGUAAGUGUACCUGCCGUUGCAGAAAAGGUAUCGGUCGUUACCCAGGAGAAUGUGGAUGCAUCAUCGAGAACGCUGAGGGAAAUAGAUAGCGUUACACAUGAAGUAGAAGAUGUAUCUUCAGCAGUGUCCAUAUCACCAGAAGAGAUGGGAGCACAGUCUAUAGGUAGCGCAGGAAGGGUAGUCACUCACACAUCUGUAAGUGUUUCUUCCAUAGACGAGAAAACGUCAGCAGACUCUACCCAAGGAACUGUGAAUGCAUCAUCCAGAACCAUAAAAGAACUGGAGAGCACUACUCACGAAAUAGAAGAGGUGUAUUCAGAAGUAUACAUAUUUCCAGAAGAGCUGGAAGCGCCGUCCACAAGUGCCAGAGAAUACCUAGUGACACAAAUGCCUGUAAGCGUUUCUACUGUUGAGAAAAUAUCAGCUGAUGCUGAUCAAGAAACCGUGGAGGCGUCAUCGAGAGCACUGUGGGAACUCGAGGGCUUUGAACAUGAACAGGAAGAGGUGCUUCUAGACAUAUCGAAGUUAUCAUACGAGUUGGAAGCGCCGCCUACAGGCAUUAAAGAGCCAACAGCAGCUGGAACAGCUUCUGUGGAAGAAGGCAUGUUGUCAGAAUAUGUCGCCCAAGAAAUUUCUGGAGACGCAUCGAACACGCUAGGGCGACUCGAGAGUUCUACACGUGAACUAGAAGACAUACUUCAUUGGAUAUCGGGUCUGAAGGAACAUGCUGCCUCUAUCCUUGGACCUCCUGAGGAAAGAGCAAAAAUGACUACGGCAGGUGGGUCUACUGAAACGCACAAACAACCUGACUUGGGAACCGUCAUAACAUCCGGCGCAGCCGUUAAAGUCGUCACGGAAGCCUUGAGCAAGCCGGAUGAAUUGGGGACUGUACAGGAAAUGACAUCAAGAGUAUUGACUCCUGCGGAGGCGGAUGUUUUCUCUUUCGAACGUUCUGAAGAGGAACCAGAAAGCAGACCUGUGUCACCUGAACCGACCAAAGCUGUAACUGAAUUCUCAGUCGGUUCAACACUACAACUCGCUGAGGAACAGCUCCCAUUGGAAGUCGAGUUACUUGAAGGAGGUCUCAGUGUUGAACUAACUCGAAGAGAAGCGCUUUCAGAAGCACUGUGCUCGGAGAACAUUACGGAAGCCUUGAGAAGACUAGCAGAAAUUCUGUCAGUCACACAAGACGUUGCAAAGGCCUAUUCGGAAGCCUUAGCUGGGAAGAAAACCUUCAUUUCUCCGCAAGACGUUGGCGAAUUCACAUCAGUAGGUGUUCCCUCUAAUAGAGAUAUAUCGCAGGCUUUCGUGCCACUAAGUGAUACAGCCACUCAGCUAGCAGAACCUUCUGAACAGAGAAUAGUCGCAGGAGAGGCGAAUAUUGGUGAACUAACAACGCCUUUGCCUGAAAAUGUUACGGAAGCACUAAGGAGAUUGACUGAAAUUGUGACUGCCACACAGGAAGUAGCUAAAGCUUAUGCUGAGACCGUGGUUCUCAAGAAAAUAGCUCUUCCAGUGGAACCGAAAACUGACGUCGACACGCGAAUAGCAGCUGAAGCAUAUGAUAAAAUAAUGGAUCAAUCGAUGAUGGAGAGAGCAAGUCCUGUGCCUUUAGAUGCAACACAGCUCGUUGCAGAACUUCGCCCUGACGAGAGCCCAAUGGUACCUACAAAAAUAUCAAUUUCCCAGCCCGAAACAGCUGUUCAGGUACUGGAACAAACUGUGUUGGACACAAGGAUGACCGAGAAAGUGGAAUCAGUGGAGCCGUUAGAACUGCCAGCGACUGGCGUAGGAGCAAGUGUGCUCGUACCUGUGGGAGAGGCGGAAGAACAGGGUAUAGUUGAAAUGGUUACGGAAGCUCUGGGACGUCUCGUAGAAGUAGAAACAAGUAUACAGGCAGUGAUAAAGGCCUAUUCGGAAGUAUCAUUUCUGAGGGACGUCUCAGUUGUACCGGUGCCGGCAGAUAGAACAGGACUGAUAGAUGCUAGAGCCGAAGUCGCAAGUGCACACUUGUUUCGAGAAGCUGCGCUUCCUAAGCCUGUAGAAGUAGAAACCAAAGAAAUUAUGCAAGCUGUUGAGAACGUGCAACUUCAAGACGGUUUCCUUGGAGACCUUGUGGCACUAGGCGUACAAGAAGUAUUGCAAGUUGAACAGCUGGUGCCAACGGACAUACGCGAUGAGCAUCUUGUGGAACUACCAGAUAAGCAGCUUAAUGCCGUAGAAGUAUCUCCCACGGAAGUAGUACCUGGGCUAUCGGGGGAAACCGUUGCACCAGAAGGUUUGACUGUAGAAUCACCGGGUGCUCUAGAACGUACACCUCAUGGAUGGGAUGAAGGACAUCGUCCAGAGCCUGAGGAUGUACAUCCGGCUGAGGUUCGGGCGCUAUGGCAAAUCGAACAGGAUGUCGCUACCCGAGUGGGAAAAUACGUUGUUCCCGAAGACCUCGCACUUUCCCGAGAUGAUCAUGUGUCCUUGCUUCCAACCCCGCCAGCUUUUAUGCGCGUGGUAGGAGAACAAGACCAAGAAACAGUAGCCACAGACGUUGUGGUACGGGCUCUCAAGGACGAAACGUCACAGCACGAAGCUCCGGACGCUGCAGAAGGACUUGUUGAUGAUGUUCAAGGAGCUCAGGGCACGUUGGAUCUUGAGAUGGAAAUAUCGAAAGGGAUCUUGAAGGAGGCGUUAAUAGUGAGAGAUGCAACGACUGCACGGGAGAUACACCCGGAGCUACAACACGACGAAGCAUCUGCCGAGGAAGCUGAAGCGCCUGUAGAUUUGGAAACCAUUCCAUUCAAUGUAAGCGAAAUGGACUGGGAAACAGAGCUACGCCAACUUCGUGACAACCGGCUACUGUCCAAAGGAAAAGAACCUAGGAAAACAAAGCCCAGCAUUGCCGAGGAAGAAGCAAUAGGAGUACCGGUUGAAAUAAGUUCAACAGUUGACAAGCAGGAACCCCUUACAAUUUUGCGUGAACUUGACGUUGUGAAGACAGUAUCCGGAGGCUAUGAGAUUGUUGUCACGUGCGAACGGGAAGUGAAACGGCUUAGCCCCGACUCAGCACCCUUCAUACUAACCGGUCAGCUCCCAAGUUCUACCGCGUCAAGGUCGACGCAGAAGAGGAAUCUGGCAUUGCCUGAUAAGGCUCUGGACGAUACACAGCUGAGUGCUAGUAAAAAGCUGAAAGAUAUCGAGGAAAGCGAAAGCUCCAGUAAGACCCCGAAAGGUAAAGCUUUUGAAGAAGCCGAGAGAGAAUCGCCAGUCAGGAAGGAGCACCACAUUAGCGGUUCCAAAGUGGAAAGACUGCGUCGGAGAACAUCAGUUCCAAAACGGAUUUCUCUCUUUCGGCCACCUCCCGACAUAGUGGAGGAAAUGACGGUCGACACCACAGAUGUGGCACCACAUGAGAAGGGAAAAGACAGCAGCGGAGAUGUCGACUCUGAGAGUGUGGUACAGAAAGAAGAGGCAACACAGGAUGACCUUCUUCUCUUACCUGACUCUGAAAAGUGUUCCAGGGAACCGCCUAAAGAGACGCCUCUGAGAAGAAAGAGAACGUCACUGCCUACGUCUGACGCAGGGGUAACUGAUAUGACAGGACGGGAUUUGAAAAUUCUAACUGAAGGUAGCCCUGAUCAGUCUGGUCACUGGCUAAUGGAGGGGCCGCCUGAAUGCUACAGAAUGCCAGAACCUCGACCACGAGGAGUGCUGGAUACAUCACGCCGAAGUAUUACGCGGGGUGGUACAAUUGAAAGAGAACAGCCAUAUAAGGAACAGAUUGGAAAGGAAGAAUGUCAGUCUCCUGAUGGUUCUGUGCAAGUAUCCGGAGACACUGCGAACGAAAGUAGCUACCCGGCAGAAGCGCAGGCAAGCUUGGAACCUAGGGAAAUUCAAAAACGGGAAAUUUCUUUGAGGCAAACCUAUGCUGAGAAACAGGAACCUUUGUCGCAGAGGAUGAUCCUGGAGCACGACGGUGACACUAAAAUUUCAAAUAGGCGUGAGGCGCAUUCCCUGCCCGCUGAAGAAGAGCUGCUUCCCCGGACACUCUGUGAUCUCACGGAAACUGCGGUUGCGCAUCAGGAACUUCUAUCACAGGAGGCGCAAGAUCAUAGAAGUGUCAAUACGGCUGACGAGGAAAAGCUAAUGGAAAGUGCAAUUGUGGAAGAUAGACCAACCCUUCCUCAAGUAGUCCUGAAACGAGACGUCGUCGCUAAUCUCUUAGACAAGAAUGUGACAGAAACGUGUGCGCCAGCAGAAACCUUGGGUGGAGACAGACGAGUUGUGGUGCUGACGGAGGAGACCACAGUCCCUGUUGAAGAGGAAAAAAGUGAGGUAGUAGUUUUGUGGAGCAGGGGCGAAACCGUCGCGAUACAAGAAGCCGAAGCCGUAGAAAUACCAGCUGAACAAGAGAUGUUACCAAACAGAAUAGGAGUCGACAACCGCAACCACCAUUAUGCUGAUGGCUUCCAUGCUCACUCUGGAGGUCUGAUUCCUUACGCAAGACAGCACAAGAGGAAUGCAGAAGCCUCACGAAAAAAAGGCACAGUGGUGCGUGCUCUAAUGCCUUUGCCCAAAGUUAGAGCACGGCCACCAAGGUCUUUGAUUGAGAAAGCUAAUCAAGACGUCAGCGGAAGCAUAAAAGAUCUUACGGAGAUCUCCAGCGGAAUGAUCGAGACAUUGUAUGACGUCGGUCUGUGCGAAGCGAAACGUGCAAGUGUGGAAGUUAUACCGGAAAACCUUGUGAUCAUGGAGCAACCACAAAGCCGAAAUGUGUCUUCCGGCCGCGAAGAUAUUCCACAUGUUUCACGUACGAUAAUUAGCGCAACGCAUGUUCCUGACGUUUGUAAUUGGAAACAGGACGUUGCUGAACGGUUCACAGAAGGCUUGUCUGCUGAGAGAAAACCGUUUCCGCGAACUCUUAGUAAAAAGGGAACCAAACAAGAAAGCGAAGUAGUGAUCAUAUCCACCGGGGUCAAAAAUACUAAGCACCAAAAUAUUGAAAGGAUACACGCAGACGACGUGGGAUUGACUAGCUUAGGCGUUCCAGCCGUCAGAGAGCCGUUGUCCCGAAGAGUUAUUGAGAGAGAAGAUUAUGUAGCAACGGCCAGAAGGAGCACUGCAAUGCGUUCCGACACUUCACAUGGAAUCACUGAAAAAAUGCGAGGAGAGACCAGAAACCAAGGAAAAGUGGAAGCAGCAUUUGGAAAACAAACAUCUGUGCAAGUAGCGAGUUCCUCAGAGCCAGUUCCAUUCGAAAGAAAAAGGAAGUGCGCUGCAUUUUCAGAGGCGAAGCGGAGAACAUCACUGCAGACAGCCUUGUGUCCUUGUUAUGCCGACGAGGCCGUGGUCCUGGUAACACAGCCCAUUGCCGAGAGAGUGCCGUACGUCAAUGCCGCACUAUACACGGCGCUAGACGAUGGCCAUGUGAAAGAGAAAGAAGACCAGGAUCCCGUUCGUGGAACUCGAGCAAUGGUGUCACCGCAUGAGGUUGGUUCAAGCCUAGAACACCGUAAGGACAAACGUAAACACGCUGAACUGGACAGGGGAUUACGAUCUUCAGCUUCUCGUGGUCUACCGCUCUUCUCCGUGGAAAAAAUUGCUUCGCACUCGCUACUCUCAAUCGAGCCGGAGGACCAGAGGCGACAGAAGCGUAGGGUCAAACGGCCUCCCAGCCACGAUAAUAUGCAUGCUCAGAUGGGUGCCAAUUUCACCACAGCGUGCGCAGAUCCACUUCUGAGACGACCACGAACCGAGAACAGAGAGCCCGAGCUGUGCGCUUCUUUUUCGCUGAUGUCAACAGAGUUCGCGAUGUCCAGCAAAGAUGUCCGUGACGCUUCUACGUACACCCUUGAGUCUGAUACAGAAGACGAUCAGGAGGCCCAGGAUGAAUAUCUACCGCUUUACUUGCACCGGGUCACGCUCAAUGAUAAGCCUUCAAUUGCCGAGAUGAUCCGAAAGCUAACACCGUGCAGUGAAGAAAGAGAAGAAGCGGUCCCGUCGAACUGGAAGUUGAAUCCUGCGAAAGGCAUGGAGAAGUGGCCAUCGCCGUGCGUCCAAGAUGUACGGUCGACGACCAUAUUCCUUAUGGGAGGGAUCAACCUUGCUGCGCUGGACCAAGUACUGACUGGGUGCGUCAUGCUUCGCUACAACGUGGAAGAAGGCGAAUGGAGACGCUGCAGCAUGAUGCCUCUGCCACGUUAUGGUCACAGAUGCGUCUAUUUGAUGGGAGAGAUCUACGUCAUCGGCGGCUUCGACAACCGGGACGCCAUGUACGGCCUGCGCAUGUCUACGAGCUUCUGCUUCCGCUACAACGCUCAAACGGGAGAGUGGAGUGCCACAGCGCCCCUGAGAUAUGCCAGAGGAUACCACGGCGUCACUGUGCUUGACAAUCGAAUCUUCGCUGUUGGCGGCGUAGACGCCAAUGACCUGUUACUUUCCAACGUGGAAUGUUACGACCCCGAAGAGGACACGUGGACAGUACUGCAGAAGGGCCUGUACUGUGGCCGCAUGGGCAUGGGAGUCACAGCCUUCCAGAACAAACUUUGGGUGGUGGGAGGCAUCGUUCAAAUCGCUGGCCUACAGACAUGUUCCACUGCUUACGUUGAGAUAUACAACCCGGUGACUCAGCAGUGGACGUACGCCGCCAGUUACCUUCCAUCUCCGCGGACGUGCGUGUCGCUGCUGAACGUGGACGACCGCGCCCUCUACUGCUUCGGGGGCAUCUACUACAACUGCGUGGGGCCAUCGCGAAAACUGAUCACCAUCGAGGACAUCCUUCUGUACAACGACGCCAACAAAGUGUGGAAGCAAGUGGACUAUCUACCAUCUCCACGCCAUAAUGCCCACAUAUUACAAUACAGGAACCAGACGUUUGUGGUGGGGGGUCAAGACGUAGAGAGGCCAGACGACCCCGUGCACAGCGUCCUUACCAUGGAGACGUCUAGUGGGAAGUUCCAUUGGAAGAGGCUGAAGGACGUGCCGUUGCCCAUCUCAUCCUAUGGGGCUGUCAUCAUCCCUCCCCUGGAACAGGCAGCGCAGCGCACGCCCCGAUGACCAUCCACCAUACGUGCGGUCACAAAGUGCCUCCAGUAUUACUAUACUAUCUCAAUAAGUUAUUCUAUAUUCCUAUAAUAAUAAACGAAAUCAAUCCCGAUCAAAAUAAACAAACAUUGACAAACA
Molecule: messenger RNA, 26431 nt
Organism: Ornithodoros turicata
Lineage: Eukaryota; Metazoa; Arthropoda; Arachnida; Ixodida; Argasidae
Exons: 14
Coding region: 182-26305 (8707 amino acids)
Molecular function (GO): protein binding
Source: RefSeq, a predicted model, not a curated record